CUGUCUGUGAGCAAGUUAUCAUGAGUUACAAAGGUAAAUCUUUGUUUUGGCUCGGCUGGCUUGUUUUUGGAGCACCUGAGAAACAACAUGAAGAGUCAUUAAUGAUUGCAUAGUGAGUUUCUGCCAGCAAAAAAAAUCCGUUUCUCAGCAGUGCUUUCACCAUCUAAUUUUUUUUAAUCAUAUUUUUUUUAUAUACUUUUUUUUUUAAUUAAAAAAAGAUGUGGACUUUCCUGGGAAUAGCCAGCUUCACAUACCUUUACAAAAAGUCCAACUCAGUCUUGGGUUUGGCUCACAGAGAGCUUGUGAUGGCCGCAGUCUUAUUUCUGACAGUCGGGCUGCUGCUGUCCUAUGUCAGGUAUUUCCACAGCCAGAAGCUCAGUGUCUCUCAGGUGUUUCAUUUGCCGCUGAGCCUUUUGUCUUAUGUGCCUGUUAUCAACCAUUUAAUCCCCCAAACUUCAACACAGAGGAGCGAAAAAGCAGAGAACAACAGUAAACAGAGCCGGAGAACAAGAAAAAGAGUAGACAUAGAGUCCUCUGCCUCACAGAGUGCCUCAGCCAGUGGCCCCUCAGUGGCCCCGGAGCCAGAUGUGGUGAUAGUUGGGGCCGGGGUCCUGGGCUCAGCUAUGGCGGCCGUCCUAGCCAAAGACGGGAGGAAGGUGUUGGUGGUGGAGAGGGACCUGAAGGAGCCUGACAGGAUAGUAGGGGAGCUGCUGCAGCCUGGAGGAUUCAAAGCACUCAAAGAGCUGGGACUGGAAGGUUCAGUGAAGGGUCUGGAUGCCCAUUUGGUGCACGGCUAUGUGAUCCAUGACAUGGAGAGCAGCACAGAGGUGGAGAUCCCCUACCCUCAGGGGGAGGACAGCAUCCAGUGUGGACGCGCUUUCCAUCACGGUCGAUUCAUCAUGGGCCUGAGGAGAGCUGCCCAGGCCCAGCCAAAUGUCACAUUUGUAGAAGGCAACGUGACCAGUUUGCAGGAAGAGGAUGGCUGUGUAACCGGAGUCCAGUACAAGGACAAAGAAACUGGAGACAUCAAGGAAAUCCAUGCAGCGCUGACUGUUGUGGCCGAUGGCUGUUUCUCCAAAUUCAGAAAGAGUCUGGUCUCUGGGAAAGCUCGGACCUCAUCUCACUUUGUUGGAUGCCUUAUGACGGACUGUCCCCAGUUUAAAGCCAACCAUGCUGAGCUGGUGCUGGCCAACCCAAGCCCGGUGCUCAUCUACCAGAUCUCCUCCUCUCAAACCAGAGUACUUGUAGACAUCAGGGGGGAGAUGCCUCGCAACCUUUCCGAGUACAUGGCUGAGAAGAUAUACCCUCAGCUGCCAGAGCAUUUAAAGGAGGCUUUCAUGGUGGCACUACAGAACGAUCGACUCAGGUCCAUGCCAGCCAGCUUCCUCCCUCCCUCCCCUGUCAACAAGCCAGGCGUUCUUCUCCUGGGUGAUGCUUACAACAUGAGGCAUCCUCUGACGGGAGGAGGGAUGAGUGUUGCUCUCAACGACGUUCGCAUCUGGAGGAGUCUGCUCAAGAACAUCCCGGAUCUCUACGACGACGAGGCUAUGCUGCAGGCAAAGAAAAAAUUCCACUGGGAACGCAAGUCAUCACAUUCUUUUGUGGUGAAUGUGUUGGCCCAGGCCCUGUAUGAGCUGUUUGCAGCCACAGACAACUCUCUUCAUGAGCUGAGAAAAGCCUGCUUCCAGUACUUCAAGCUUGGUGGAGAGUGCAUCGCUGGGCCUAUUGGACUCCUCUCAGUGUUGUCACCCAAACCCAUGACCCUUAUUGGACACUUCUUUGCCGUUGCACUAUACGCAAUCUACUUCAACUUCAAGUCCGAGUCGUGGAGCACCAAACCUCGAGCUUUAUUCACGAGUGGGGCCAUCCUGUACAGAGCCUGCACAGUCAUGUUUCCACUCAUCUAUUCUGAACUCAAGUACCUGGUGUACUGAGGAGCUCUUCAUGUGGACACAGAAAGACCAAACUCAGUGUGAGGUCUUCAGUGAACUACGGCUCAGGUGGAAACUUUGCAACAGAGUUGGUAUUCGUCAGUAGUUUUCAUGUUCCUUCCUGCAAAAAAAAAAAAGCACUGUAACCAUAAUUGUACAAUUGAGGAUUUUAUACAAUAUGCUCCUGCCUUACUGAAGAUGUCAUUGUCUUAAUUUCCUACCCAAUGCCUUGUUUCAAUUGGACAUAUUAUUCAACAAUGCCUUGGUGAAGCUCACUUAGAGUCUGCCCUGUAUGUUAAAGGAUUGCAUUUGCAACAUACAGCAACUUCACUCUCACCCUGAAUUACACUGAAUAAUAUUGUGGAAUUAAUCCUGCCCAACAGAGCUGCUGUGUGGAACAUGGCAUCUGAAUUUUGUAACACUGAUUUUGUAAUAGUGCCUAUUUUCUGCUGUAUAUUGUCCUGUUGAGCUAAUUUGGGCUGUAUGUAAUAUGGGAAUCCUCAUGUAAUGACGAUAUAUUUUACUACAAAAAUGCCUCAUUUUUAAUCUGAAGCACUGAUAAUGGGAUGUCAACCAACAGCAAGCUGUCUAAAUUAUUAUUAUAUGCUGUAUUUAUGACAAAAACCUAGUAUAUUUUCAGCCUUGUUUGUUGAGGAAAAUAUUUGCAGUUCUUUAUUUGUCCAAAACACACACACUCUUACUAUAUGGGUAAUUUCCUGCCUUCUUGAUGCUGUUGCUUUUUUUCAUAAUGUCAAAAGGGACUUCUUGUAACACUGUGGUUUCUAGACUCAGUCUGAAACAUGCUGACGGUGCACCUGACAAAACUAUAAUUCCGGAACUCAAGAAUGAUCCCAGCACUAUUUUAGUCCUGCUGGAUGCCAGUAAAAACCUGACACAGCAUGCUGCCUGGGGGAAGUCUGGGUUUGAUGGGGGCCUGGGACAGAGGGAACGACGCUCAUGUCAGGACCAAGUCAGCGGAUGAUGCUCAGGUGUUGUUUGCCCUGAGCUGACGCAGACAAGGAACUGAUGUGUUUACCUGUGCCUGUGUUGGGCGUGAUGGGCCGUUAAAUAAAUCAAACUUUUAAGAAAA
Molecule: messenger RNA, 3021 nt
Organism: Epinephelus lanceolatus (giant grouper)
Lineage: Eukaryota; Metazoa; Chordata; Actinopteri; Perciformes; Serranidae
Gene: sqlea
Product: squalene epoxidase a
Biological process (GO): cholesterol metabolic process; sterol biosynthetic process
Cellular component (GO): endoplasmic reticulum; membrane
Molecular function (GO): flavin adenine dinucleotide binding; squalene monooxygenase activity
Source: RefSeq, a predicted model, not a curated record